Meloidogyne enterolobii is the source of this 1068-nucleotide messenger RNA. NCBI's taxonomy places the organism in Eukaryota, Metazoa, Nematoda, Chromadorea, Rhabditida, Meloidogynidae. The record is from the annotation of a GenBank genome assembly.
AUGUUUCCACUUAUUCUCCAUUAUAUACAAACAUUAGAAGCUGGAGUUCAGCUAGAUUUGGAUUUUUGCAAGUCAAGAGCGCGGGAUAUGUGGAGAGAAAUGUUUGAGAUAAAAACUAACGGACGUUCAGAAGCUGCUUCUCGACUUGCUAAUCUUGUAAUGCAUCGACGACAGAUUGAAAAACGAGAUACUAUUGCUGAGUUUUGGGCUCGUCGUUUGCAUGAUAUGCAGUUUAGAGACGAUCCUGUAGAUUCUUCUGGACCGAUUGGUGUUGGUUCUAGUAAUGUUAGAAGGGCGGUAAAUGGAGGAAAUGAAAGUCAAAUAAAGGCAACAACGGAUAACAAUGUACAGUCAACGACGGUUGAAAGUUUUAAAAAAUUGGAAGAUGGUUAUGAACAACAACCAGCGGAAGAAAAACCAAGGCAUAAACCACUUUCAAUGGCUAGAGAUCACUCUCAAACUUAUGCUCAAAAUGAUUAUAGUCGUGGAUCGCCUAAAGACGAAUUUGUUGAAACACCUUCAACUGGAUGCUGUACUUGUCAACGUGGACCCCCUGGAAGGCCUGGUCCUCCAGGUAGAGAUGGUCUAAGAGGAUUAGAUGGAGAACCCGGACAGAUUGGCCCUCCAGGUCCUCCGGCGCCACCUGGGCCUGAUCAAUCUCAGCUCUUUCCUCCACAAUGUCCUUGUGAGGCUCCACCGGGAGAGCCCGGGCCAAAAGGACCGCCUGGAGCUGAUGGACCGGCAGGACCUCCGGGAGAGCCAGGCGAAGAUGGAAAACCGGGUGAUCAAGGACCGCGAGGUCCGCCUGGACUUGCGGGACAACCUGGCCAGCCAGGAAGGCCUGGUCCACCUGGAGAGCCUGGGCAAUAUCGAACAGAGAUCGGACCUCCUGGCCGUCUCGGUGCCAAUGGUCGGCCUGGUCCUCCUGGACCUCCAGGCGCCCCAGGCAAACCAGGAAAUGAUGGAUUACCUGGAAAACCCAUUGGUUCAAAUGGACGCCCCGGAGCACCUGGAGCCCCUGGUUCAUGUGACCAUUGUCCUCCAGCGAGAUUGGCCCCGGGAUAUUAA